AUGGCUCUACGAGACCUGCGGCACGGCUGCUUUCCAAGCACCGGAGGUCUUGGAGCGAAGCUACGGCGAGAAGUGCGAUGUCUGGUGGGCGGGUCUUUUGGCAUCAUGGUCCUGAUGCAACUGCAGGGCUCCGACGCCGCCCUCGCGCGCGCGGCCUCUUUCGGGUCAGCGCGAUUCGAGCAGUUGGAGAUGCACAUGGACGCGAUGUCCCGGGAGCUGGAAGGCAACCAAGCCUUCCGGUUGGCCCAACGACUCCUUUGCCGAGAUCCGGCAAAGCGGCCUGACGCACAGGCUGCUUUAAAGACCUCCUGGCUUCGGCCACCAAGUGUGCAAGCGCAGGAGGCGGCCCCAAACAGCCUGACGCGAAAGGACAGCAGUUCUCUGCGCCGAAGCCUCUCAGCCUACACGAAGCUCUCGCACUUCGACAAGGUCGUUCUGCUGAUGGCGUCAAACGUGUCGGCUCAGCGCAGCGACUUCUGCCGCAAGACGUCGAAGAUAUUUAUGUCCACAGACACCGACUCAAGCGGCUUCCUCAACCAAGAGGAGCUCCGACGUGCCCUAGCGGCCUGCGGGCUAAAGGCGGAUGAUGCCGAAGCAGAAGAACUCUGGCGCGCGCUGGACGCCAGCGAGGACGGGCGCGUCACUCACAGCGAGUGGGUGAGCGCCACAUUGGCUCCCGGCGCGCUCAAGUCGGCCAAGGUUGCCCAGGAGCUCUUUGCCUGGCUGGACACGGAUGGCAGCGGUUCAGUGAGCCUGCAGGAGCUGAGGCGGCUGGUGUCGGAGGAAGAUGCCUUGGAGGUCCUGGAUUCUGCCGACACCUCCCGGGACGGCCUGCUUAGCUUCGAGGAGUUCACCUACCUCAUCCGUUCCAUCGCCAGCCGCCGCUACGGCGAGGGGCUGGCGUCCAGUAGCGACAGUGAGGACGAGGCAGCGGACUGA
This is a messenger RNA of Symbiodinium natans, 939 nucleotides long. The record is from the annotation of a GenBank genome assembly. Lineage: Eukaryota; Dinophyceae; Suessiales; Symbiodiniaceae.